This is a messenger RNA of Jatropha curcas, 3371 nucleotides long. RefSeq names its product MEI2-like protein 5 (gene ML5). Gene Ontology annotation, molecular function: RNA binding. The record is from RefSeq and is a predicted model, not a curated record. Lineage: Eukaryota; Viridiplantae; Streptophyta; Magnoliopsida; Malpighiales; Euphorbiaceae.
UUCACAGCAAUAAUCUCUUUCUUUCUCAAUCAUUCUCUGCUCUUUUUACUCUCUCGUCCAAUCAUCAUCACCUCCUCUUCAUUUAGAGAGAGAAAGCUUUUAGUCAGAGCAGUAAUAACUUAACAGGAGAGUGCACACAACAAAUUCUCUCUCUUCACGUCUCUUCUUCUUUCUUCUUCUUCUUCUUCUUCGUUUAUGCGUGAUCGUGAAGAGCUAAUUUUCGUGGUUCAGUUAAUUCCUUGUUUGAUUCUUUAACCUCAUUCAGCAGAAGCGUUAUGCGAUGAAGCAGUCUUCAAACAACUUGUCUCCGGCUACUGUGAAGAAUCCUCCAGUAAAUAUAUCUAAGGAAGGGGGAAGUGGUGGAUUGGGAAUUUUAUCUGGAUCGGACAUAUACCAUGCUCCAAGUGAUGCUACACUUUUUUCUAGCUCAUUACCCGAUCUUCCACAUGAAAAGCUGAAUUUGAAUGAUACAGAAUUUGGUCAACAUUCCAUUGAUGAUGCCUUGUCUAGUCUAGAUAAUCUUCGACAAGAUGAGGAUGUGGAAGGUAAUGAUUUACUUGAGGAUGUUGAGACUCAUGCAAUUGGAAGUUUGCUUCCUGAUGAUGAGGAUGAACUGCUAGCUGGCAUUAUGGAUGACUUUGACCUGAGUAGAUUGCCUGGUUCACUGGAGGACUUGGAAGAUUAUGAUCUUUUUGGUAGUGGUGGUGGUAUGGAACUCGAGAAUGAUCCACAAGAAAGCCUGAGUGUGGGAAUCUCUAAGGUAAAUUUAUCUGAUGGUAUUGUUGGGAAUGGGAUGCCUCAUUAUGGUCUUCCAAACGGUGUGGGAACUGUUGCUGGAGAACAUCCAUUCGGUGAACAUCCUUCAAGAACACUAUUCGUUCGAAAUAUUAAUAGUAAUGUUGAAGACAUAGAACUGAGAACUCUCUUUGAGCAAUAUGGCGAUAUUAGAACUCUCUACACUGCAUGUAAACACAGGGGGUUUGUGAUGAUAUCUUAUUACGAUAUUCGUGCGGCUCGAACUGCUAUGCGGGCAUUGCAAAACAAGCCAUUACGACGGAGGAAACUUGAUAUUCACUUCUCUAUUCCAAAGGACAAUCCAUCGGAUAAGGAUAUUAAUCAAGGAACUCUGGUUGUUUUUAAUCUGGAUCCAUCAGUUUCAAAUGAAGACCUCCGACAAAUAUUUGGGGCUUAUGGUGAGGUGAAAGAGAUAAGGGAAACGCCACACAAGAGGCACCAUAAGUUUAUUGAGUUUUACGAUGUGAGAGCUGCAGAAGCAGCACUCAAGUCAUUGAAUAGGAGUGACAUAGCCGGUAAACGCAUAAAGCUUGAACCUAGCCGCCCUGGUGGGGCACGUCGGAACUUGAUGUUGCAACUCAAUCAAGAGCUUGAACAAGAUGAAUCUCGGAGUUUCCGGCCUGCAGUGGGUUCACCAGUAACUAACUCUCCACCAGGUAGCUGGGCGCAAUUUAACAGUCCCAUUGAGCAUGGUCCAUUGCAAAGUAUGAGCAAAUCCCCUGUUUUCAGCACUUUGAGUCCAACAACCAGCAACCAUUUACCUGGGUUGGCUUCAAUUCUUCACACUCAAGGGUCAAACUCUGUGAAAGUUGCGCCUAUUGGCAAAGACCAAGGAAGGGGUAGUCUUGUGGAGCAUGCAUUUACAAACAUGAACUCAUCCCAUGGGGCUACAUUCCAACAGUCACAUUCAUUGCCCGAGUCAAAGUUGAACCAAUACCAUGGAAGUAUGUCAUCUUUUGGCGGUCCUUCAACAUCUAGUGGAUCUGUUGUGGAAACAUUAUCAGGUCCACAGUUUCUAUGGGGAAGUCCAAAUCCAUACCCAGAGCACAGUACUUCUUCUUCCUGGACAACGCCAUCCAUGGGCCAUCAUCCAUUUUCAUCAAAUGGGAAGGGCCAUGGCUUUUCGUACAUGGGUCGGCAUGGUUCUUUACUUGGCUCAUCCCAGAACCAUCAUCAUGUUGGUUCUGCUCCAUCUGGAGUUCCUUUGGAGAGGCACUUUGGAUUUUUCCCAGAGUCUCCGGAAACUUCGUUCAUGAGUUCUGUUGCAUUUGGAGGCAUGGGUUUGGGACACAAUGAUGGAAAUUUCAUGAUGAGUAUGCGCGGUCGUGCACCCAUAAAUACUGGCAUUCCCAUUCCCAGAAAUGUGUCUGAAAAUGGAUCUUCAAGUUACAGAAUGAUGUCUUCACCAAGGUUAAAUCCUUUGUUUUUAGGUAAUGGCCCAUACCCGGCAUUGACUCCCAGCACCAUGGAUGGUUUUAGUGACCGUGGGAGGAGCAGACGGGUUGAGAAUAAUGUGAACCAAGUAGAUAGCAAGAAACAGUUUCAGCUUGACUUGGAUAAAAUAAUCAGUGGGGAGGAUACUCGGACAACCUUAAUGAUAAAAAAUAUCCCCAAUAAAUACACAUCGAAAAUGUUGCUAGCUGCCAUCGAUGAGAAUCACAAGGGUACUUAUGAUUUUCUCUACUUACCAAUUGACUUUAAGAAUAAGUGCAAUGUGGGUUAUGCAUUUAUCAAUAUGCUGUCUCCUUCACAUAUAAUUCCAUUUUAUGAGGCAUUUAAUGGUAAGAAGUGGGAGAAGUUUAAUAGUGAGAAAGUUGCUUCUUUGGCAUAUGCUAGGAUCCAGGGGAAGGCAGCACUUGUGACCCACUUCCAGAAUUCAAGCCUAAUGAAUGAAGAUAAGCGCUGCCGCCCAAUUCUAUUCCAUUCAGAGGGGCAGGAAGCAGGUGAUCAGAUCAUCCUGGAGCAUUUGCCAUCCAGUAGUUUGAACAUCCAGUUCCGCCAGCCAGAUGGUUCGUUCUCUGGAGAAUCUCCAGGAAGUCCUACAAAGGAUGGCUUCAGUGAGAAACCAGAAAAAAGUUAACAAAUAUGUCAAGAAGGAAAUGGCCCUCAGUCUAAAUUGAUGUGGCUGUAGGUGCUAACCCCUGCGUAUAUAUUCAAGUGUAAAAAUUUAGGAUGAGAUGGUUAGGAAAGGAGAGUUGCAGACUUUAUAGUGUUUAGUGACAACAUUGAAGGAAGCAAGGACACGUUAAUGUUUUUUGAUCAGUGGUUUUUAUGCUUGAGGAAGCAGAAUAACGUGAUCUCUCUUGCUCGUGUUGAGUGCACAGACCACCAAAUUGUGCAUGUUUUCUCUUUCAGGUUCAUUUUUGGUUUUUAGGGGUAACUUCUGCAAAUAUGAUGUGUAUGAUGAUAAAAUGUAUCUCGGGCUUUUUCAGAUUUUAAGGGACAUUGAUGGUGUAACAUGGGUAUUGUUACAGAAUUGUACAGUGGGUGAGCCAGCCCUUUUUGGGUUAGUCUCAAAAUUGUUUCUCAAAAUAGAAGUUAAUUUGUAUUUAAGAUAUGCUGAAAUUUUUUGUUUU